This is a messenger RNA of Callorhinchus milii (elephant shark), 2202 nucleotides long. RefSeq lists its product as uncharacterized. The coding region runs from base 51 to 1250 and encodes 399 amino acids. The record is from RefSeq and is a predicted model, not a curated record. Gene Ontology annotation, molecular function: cytokine activity. Lineage: Eukaryota; Metazoa; Chordata; Chondrichthyes; Chimaeriformes; Callorhinchidae. The transcript has 7 exons. Gene Ontology annotation, biological process: cytokine-mediated signaling pathway; immune response; inflammatory response.
CCAGAUAAAGGGGAAGGCAAACGUAGAGAGAACACAGAGGCAAAGAUAUCAUGGCAAAGAUCACAAACUCUGCGAAAGGAGGAGCAGUGAUUCACCACAGUAUUGUGGAGGGAAGACACCACUAUGAGUUUCAGGGAGUCACACAUUACAAGAACUCUGCCUGUGCCGCUUUGUUCAGGAAGGGGGACUGCUUGUUGGAAGUGAAUGAAAAUAAUGCAUCAGCCUUCCCACCUGAGGAUCUGGCUGAGUUACUGACAGACAGCUCCUUCCUGAUGACUCUUCAUAGACCCAGGGACAUUGUCCAGCCAAGGGACAGUGAUGAACCCGAUGAAAACAUAUACUGUCCCUAUGAUAAACGUAAAAUAUUCCUCCAGUUUGGGUAUCAAAUGGUGAGGAAGGCGGAAAGCCUGGAAACACCUGCAAGUCCUGAAGGCACAUCGACAUUUGACGAAACAACAAGAAAGUUCAAAGGUUAUACAGGUCCAGAACUGCCCAUCAUACCUCAACACAAUGACAGAACCUCAACUGAUGAAGAGGAACAGAACGGAGACUCUGGAGGCUGCGAUAAAACACAGGGGCUGCUUGUGGCACUGAGCCACGCUGCAAUUUCUGUUGUGCAAGGAAGGGGCCCCAAACGUCCUCAGGGAAAAGUAUGUUCCAUUUGUAACAAGAAUGAUUGUGAAUUGCACACAAUUCAUGUGAGGUCUGAAGCUAAAGCAGAGGUGUAUUGUGUACAAGAAACACUGGCUCCCAAAGACUGCUGUGAGAUGAUAAUGAAGGUGGUGAGGAGCGACUGUCCGUACUUAAUUCGGAACGAGUAUGAUCAAUGCUUACGACCUGGCAAUGAGCGCAAAAAGAUAGUCCUCAGUCGCCAGGACUCUGAUUCUGCUCAGAUGACUGUUUUCUAUUAUAAAAGCAAUGUGAUUCCAAACCCAUUUGGUGGGAUCCCUGUAGUGCUCAACUUCUUGAAGACAAACUGCUUCUUGGCAUGUCACUGUGAAGGAAACAAUGUCCUGCUGAGAAUAGAGGAAUGCACCUCCACAUCCCUCAAAAGUAUCAGAAAAGACAGCUCGUACUGGCAUUUCAUGUUCUACAUGAAGCAGCAAUUUGAUGGAAGUUGCAGCUUUGAAUCAGCAAAAUACCGGCAAUGGUUCAUUAACAACCAAACAACAAGAAGGAUUGCUGAAAUGAAAAGAACUGUAGAAAAACCACUGGAUGUAGAUUUUGUCUUUUUAUUGGUAAAAACCUGAGUGUCUUGUAGGGCGGCGGGAGGUGACUCGACAGAAAUUGAGAAAAGUAUAAUGUGGUUGUUUAAAUAGGCAGUAUGCUGAAUUAUAUUUAUUUCUACUUGUUUUAUAUAACAUCUCUCUUGAAGUGGGACCUUUUUUUAAAUUAUAAUGCAAUACUUACUCCAGCGAUCUCCUGUCUUUUAUAGGAUCAGUUCCAUUGACAGACAUGGCUGUGAGCCCGUCAUGUCUCUGAUGGUGCUGUGACAGCCUGGGAAAUGAAGCUCAAGUUUCAGGUUGGUCACAUGCCAUCGUGCUUAAAGUGGCAGCUCUGGCAGGUUAAGAGGAGUACUGAGCACUUGAAAUUAUUUCCCCCCCUCCAUUUUUCUCCUCCAAUGUUUUCCCCCCCUUUCUCUGGGAGGAGUCGGACUCCUUUUUCUUUCAAGUAAAGGGCAUUUCAAAUAGGCCCCCAUUACAUUCCUGUACCUCACCCAGGUAGCUAAAUGUUUUAGCUGAUACUAUAAUGUUUUCGUCUUAAUAGUUCUAAUCGACAGGUUUGGGGUUUUUAAUCUCUAACAUCAACAAUGAGUGUAAAUAGCAAAUUGCAUUAGCUUCAAAUAGGAAUUGCUCGGAUGUGCUGGAACCAGAGCCCCUCCACCUCCUUCUCCUGACACGGUUCUCAAUGCUGACUUCCAUGUAGCCAAGGGUUGGGCAUUCCACUCCCACUUUGUGGGAUUGUGGCUUUCGGCAGAACAAAAUGCUCUAAAGUAAAUCAUACAAUAGACCCAUUAUCGUUGAUUUUGCAGUUCAAGUGCUGAGAAUCCCAGUGAGGCUUUACAGCUCUUUAACACAACACACAAUGAUUGUAAAUAGAAGGUGCAAUGUGAUCCGCUGAGGAAGUAAUCUGAUUUCUACCACUGUAUGUAUAUGUAAUGUGUUGGGAAACUGGCCUUUGAAUAAAAAUGAAGAGAAACCA